AUGGCAGAAAUGCUGCUUCUAAUUUCAAUGUUGCUCGUGCAUGUGCCCUUCGCAGAUCCGGUGAAGUGUUUCUCAUGCGAUGGCCUGCACUGUGUCGGAGCGCUAUGCGAGGGAACAGCUUGUGUCAUAGCGAAAUACGUGCCCAUCUGGGGGACGGCAAGCCUUGGAAAUGCUGUUUACACGAAGGGCUGCGUUUCAGGUACCCUGAUGAAAGAUAACAUCCAGGACCACUGCGACACGUCGUCCGAAAACUCGGAUGAUAUCUAUAUGUGCAUCUGUUCAUCAGACUUUUGCAACGCGAACAUGGUUAGCCAGAAGAGAAAAAUGGCCACGCUUGUAAGCUGUGUGUGUCGUGGGCCACACUGCAAAGACAGCGAUGAGUGCAUCGGCCAUUACUGUACUUACGUCACUGACAAACAAAGCAAUACCGUGACCAGAGGGUGCGCUAACUACUCGACCCCUCUAGUAGAGCGGAAGGGGGACGGCAGUUGUAUCCAGCCGCCGCUUACCGGUGCCACCGUACAUGGAAAAGAUAUCGGCAAUGCAGUGAACAUCGAGAGCUGCUUGUGCUCGAGGGACAACUGCAACCGCCAUAAACCAAGCAUGUUGGAUUCAAAGCGCAGGACAUGCAGAACACGUAUGCAGCUGUCAUGGAAUGGCCUGCAGACGCAACAAAAGGAUGGCACAUGUACCGGAGACAACUGCUUUCACGUGGCGGUAAACGCCACCGACAGUCAGACGUUCUACUACGCUGAAGGAUGUGUGUCUUUCACACAAGAUGCAAAGGUCCUUCAGGAACUGAACGAAUAUGGCUGCCUGCGUUAUGAGACUUCGUCGGUAACCAUCGACACAUGCUUCAACAGGGCGGGCAAGGGGCGCGACCCGGACGAACCCGCAGAACAGGUCAUCGCAUUAUCGCCCAUUAUUGCUGCAAAAGCUGCAACCAAGCAAACCACUACGGCAACCCCGUUUGAACAAGAAGCCAAAGAAGAAACGGCAGAAGAAAACGAGCCAGAGAAAGACGAUGAGGAAAACGAGGAUACCACAGAUGUGAUGAUUAUUUCGACAGAGGAAGAAAAUCAGAACGAGACAGUGACCCAAGGAAAUGAGCCAUACGGUACUCCCGCCUCAGGUGACGAAUUUCCAACACAUACGGCAGAAGAAAAGGAAGAACUGUAUGAUGAAACGGCAGUUACAGAGGAGCCGGAAGUGAGCGUGAACGAUAACACAGCGUUGGUAGUGGCAUUUGUGGUCAUCAUGAUCAUUAUUGCGGUUGGAGGACUGGCAUGGAAAUGCAACCUCCGCGAUAAACUGUUCCAUGCACAUUAUCAAUCCGUUUCCAGGUGA
Molecule: messenger RNA, 1347 nt
Organism: Soboliphyme baturini
Lineage: Eukaryota; Metazoa; Nematoda; Enoplea; Dioctophymatida; Soboliphymatidae
Source: the annotation of a GenBank genome assembly